This is a messenger RNA of Saccostrea cuccullata (small rock oyster), 3776 nucleotides long. RefSeq lists its product as uncharacterized. NCBI's taxonomy places the organism in Eukaryota, Metazoa, Mollusca, Bivalvia, Ostreida, Ostreidae. Gene Ontology annotation, molecular function: protein binding. The coding region runs from base 185 to 3709 and encodes 1174 amino acids. The record is from RefSeq and is a predicted model, not a curated record. The transcript is spliced from 33 exons.
GGCGGACCAAGUGCUUUCAUACGGCUAGUGUACAUCUUAUGGAUGAAAACAUUUCUUUUAUAUGAUCAAGGAGAGAGAAAUAUGUUAAUUUGCUAAUGCAGGACAUAUAUGUGAAUCUCUUUUCACAUUUCUAUAACGAUUCAUAAUGCCUCUUCAAUCAACACAUCACUAAUUUAAACAGAAAAUGUCACAUCGCUAUCAGAAUGACUCAAGAUCACCCAGUGCUGUGUUUGUCCCUAUGCCAGUGGACAGAGAGGCGCUGGGGGAAAAGAAGAUGGAGGCAUUACAAAAAGAGAUAGCCAGGCUGGAGAAUGAUCAGGUGAAGAGGAAGGAACUCAUAGAUAAACUGUCAAACAUGCAGAGGACUCAGAAUAGAAAUAAGAAAGAACAAGACAGGCUACUGAAAAAAUACAACAAAAAGAACAUGCUGACAGAUGAAAUAGAACGUUUGUAUGGAGAGGACACAGGAAGAAAAAUUGCAAAAUCUCCUGCCAGCCCGCGAGUGAUAGACACAGUGAUGGCACAGAGAACAAAGGAAUUCUCACUAAAACAGCAGGAAAAGGAACUGGAAACACAAUACUUGUUGAAGGAAAGAGAGAGAUUACAGAUGGCCAGGGACAGAAUUCGUGAGCAGCGAUACGCUCUCCUGGGCACUGCUGACAGUGCCAUGAGUGAGCCCGACUAUCACUACCGAUCAUCAAAGAUGGCUGAGGACUCAAGCAGGAUGAGUAUGCGAACCCCGAGACAGGAGAGCAGUAAGGUCCACAGCGUGGACUCGUACGUCAAGCAAACCAUAAAUACACUACCUCAGACCAUGGACAGGAUAGCUCAACUCAGACAACAGGUACAGCAGCAUUAUGUGUCAUACGAGAAGCCUUACCGAGGAGAACUGGGCAUUCAGACCUACCAACCUCAUCAGAUGAAGGACUACUUCAUGGUAAGGGGUAUUGUGGAUGAUGUCGUCAAUGAUUUCCUUGACGUAUACUUCCCAGAGGCUGUGCCAAUGGUUGAAAAAGAGGCUUACUUCGCCACUAUUGAACAGAGGAAGAGAGAAAGACAACAGAAGCUGCAGUCUGUAGCUGAGAGGAAGGCUGUACAGCUAGUGAUGGAGAAUAUUGUCCUAGAUGUAACAGGAGAUAUGUGUACAGAAGUAGCCCUAGAAGACCAACAUGCUGAGGGAACCAUAAGGAACAUUGUUGAUAUGACUAUCAUGAAUAGAGCAGAGGCAGUGGCCUUGCAGAAUGAAGAGGGGAGACAAACCAAUGAUAAAGCUUUUAAUGUGGUGACAAAGCAAUACUAUACAAGCCAGGACACAAGGAAUGCUAGGCACCCAGAUUUGUUCUAUCACACCUCAAACCUGUCCAUGAAACGCGAGGCUGACCCAGAGAGGAAAGCCAAGAUACCGAGGGGUCCUGCUGUCACCCCUGCAAAGGAGGACAAGGGAAAGAAAAUACCCCCCUCCCGGAAGGACGACAAAAAGGGCAAGAAAGAUAAGAGGCCCCCCACAGAGCCCCCUCCCUCUCAGCCAGCAUCUGUCAGGAUUCCCACCCCUGAGGAAAUUGUGGUUGUACUUGAGCGAGAGGACCCGGACACUAUAGUAUUAGAGUAUCACCCCAUCACCCCUGUAGAUAUAAGGAAGUAUGAAACACUCCCUAAUGACAUUCCUGAAGUCAAAAUAAUCAAAGAGAAAUACAAUUCUUAUUCCAAAAAGGAAGUUCAAUACUGGAGGAAAAUUAUUCCUUACAUAUCAGAACUAAGAUUACCAAAAAGAGUCAAAGGCAUCAAUAUAGUGUCAUGUUCUCCUAACAGUAAAUAUGUGGCCCUAGGGACCACACGUGGUGAUGCCUUGAUUUAUGAUACAGAGUACGACCCUUGGCGUAUGAUCAAGGUCAUCGUCAAUGAAAACAGUGGAGAUGACCCCAUUGUUGACAUGUCAUGGAGCAUGGAUUGUCAGAGAAUCAAUGCUAUUAGUCACACUGGAAGUUUAUUUGUGUACUCCAUGCUGGGUGGAAUAAAGAAAUCCAACACGACUCGGAUGGGCCUAGGAGCAGACGACACGGGAAUCUACCCACAACAGAUGGGCUUGGUGCUAGACAUGGAUCACUCACUGAAAGACUUCACAUUCCAAGAAGGUCAGUUAGCUGAUGAUGGAGUUCUGUCAGAAGUUCAUUUACCCACUGUUGCUUCAUUCUUUCCAUCCUUCUCAUUCCUCGGAGUCCAGGAUAGUUUUUGUGUUGGCCUAGAGAGUGGAGACAUCCUGAAAUGUGACUUAGAGUUUGUACUGAAUGCUCCAGGGGAUGAGGACACACAUGAAUACGUGGAAUCCAAGAGAAUCUAUAACCCCAUGUUGACAUCCUCUAAGAGUAUUAACUUAAUAGGCCGAGGUGUAGAGGCUGAGCUGUUCAAACAACACAAGACAAAGAUCAUACUUCUUAGUUACAUUGACCACAUCAAUGAACUGGUGUCAGUGGAUGAGGACGGGUACAUCUUCAUCUGGAAGUACACUAGAGAGUGGAAAGCUAGUGUAGGAUGGUUCAAGCCAGCUAAAAAGUUCAGACUGUCUAAGUCUAAAGAUAUGUAUCAACCCACAGAGGGGAAACCAAAGGAUAGAACAUACAAGCUGGUCUUUACAGAUGUCACUGCCACCAUGCCAAACAAGAAACGACAGAGAACACGACAGGAAAUAGCUCUGGACAGGCAACAAAACAUGAAUUUAAUCCUCAAUAUGAACCUUGGAGAUCCCUGGCAUGUAGAGAUCCAUGGAGACAAACUAACCGAAGUAUACGCCCCUAAAGGUGGGGUCAAGGAUACAGGAGCGGUGUUCCAUAUCGUGGUCAAACAUCUGGCCACUGAUCAGUUGUCAUCCUACGCCACCAGAGUCUACAAACCAGUCAAGAUCAAAUAUUCCAAGAUGUCUGUUAUUCCUACAGCCAAAGGAGAUGCUCUUAUUUUUAUGUUACUUUUCCGUUCCUACCCUCCUAAAGAGCCCCAUGUGACGAUUACAAUAUUUGAUUUGAAGACCUUGGAGCUGCGAGAUUUCCGACGAGACAUUUAUCUCUCCGAGGCUGAGCACACUGAGAUGUCAAAGAACGAUGUCUCAUUUGCUGAUGUGACCAGAGUGUUUGGACCAACGGGUUCUGAGUAUUUGUUCAUAUGUCUCCUUGGAGAUUUCAAGGUCAUCUCCUUGACAACUGGGCGACAAGUGGUCAAGAUGGAGGAUCCUUCAGUUAGAUCUGACAGAUACCAGUAUGAUGAGGAAGGUUACAGAGGUUGUGUCAUUGAUACAGAUGAACUUUCUCUGGAAGAAAACUCCAAGGUUGCAGUUCUAUCAACCAAUGGAAAGAUGCAUGCUAUAUUUUAUUCUGCUACCAUUGGUCGUGUUCUCUAUGUGGAAUUUGAGGAUGAAAAUCUUGAUGCCACCAGAAGACAGAUGUGGAAACUUUAUGACAGACUUGAACCUGAGAAGAAGCGUCUGAUGCCUGCAGAACUACGUGUGGACACACUGACGAGUGAACUGGGUGAAACACAGCAUCCCUCUGUUGUCAUGAUGGGCUUAGUUAUGGAGUGUAUGGACAAGGCCAUCCAACUCUCCCACAAGGCCAAGUACAACGAUGACCAGAAGGACGAUUUUAUGAUGUGGGACAAGGUCAACAAUUACAAGGCCUUAGAAAAACCGAUUAACAGUGGAAAGAUUCUGACUGGGACUUGAGAUCUGACAAAGGGGAAACAAGAUGACCUGCACAGUGAUUAGACCUGAAAUAAAUUGUGAUAUGAAU